Messenger RNA from Spizellomyces punctatus DAOM BR117, 2079 nucleotides. RefSeq lists its product as uncharacterized. The coding region runs from base 29 to 1984 and encodes 651 amino acids. Gene Ontology annotation, cellular component: nucleus; cytoplasm. The transcript has 8 exons. Gene Ontology annotation, biological process: carbohydrate metabolic process; ATP generation from poly-ADP-D-ribose; regulation of DNA repair. NCBI's taxonomy places the organism in Eukaryota, Fungi, Chytridiomycota, Chytridiomycetes, Spizellomycetales, Spizellomycetaceae. The record is from RefSeq and is a predicted model, not a curated record. Gene Ontology annotation, molecular function: poly(ADP-ribose) glycohydrolase activity.
CUACUCCGCCGUCGCUGGAAACGGUAUAAUGCUUGCCCGCGUAAGCUUCGAUCAUGCACCUGACCGCGGGGCUCUACCAAGGCUGACCAGCUACACACUCGACAAGCUGUCAAAACCAAUGCAGCCCGAAAAAAGAUACAUUCAAACAACUCUUCCAUUUGCAAGACUACCUCGCGUCUCACCAUCGGGUACUCCGCGUUCGGCAUCACCUACAAAACUUACUUUCCGCCCGUUCUCCGAAUCGCGAACGCCUUUACACCCCUCGGCGGUUCUUGCUUCAGUCCCGUGCGGGAAAGCGGAUAACAUAUUAUUUGUGGACGAGGAUGUGGAGAGUGAUGAUGAACUGAAAAGAAGACGGCAGGAGGAGGACGAUACGGAAGUGGAUGAGGAUCUGGAUAUUAACCCUGUUGAACAAGACAAACCCAGAAAACCUAGGAUGUUGACUAUGGCUCGAAUGCUUGCAAAGCGGCAGAAAUCUGAUGAUGCUAGCUGCAAUACUGAAGAACAGUUAGGACCGCCAGUCUUCAAGCAUUGGGUCUUAUGUAAUUUCAGUGAUUCGACACCGAUAGAUCCGCCACAAGAUGAAUGGACUCCCUUGUAUGUCAAGUUGCCGUGCUCGCCGCGUAAUACAAUGCAAUGGGACGGCGAUCAACAGGCGCCAUCGCAUGAUCAACCCCGGUUUGCAAAGUGGGACGUGAUACGAACGCAUCUUCAAGGCCCUAUUCGGGAUGCAAAUGAUUUAACGCAAGUCCUGUACGCGUACAAUCCCUCAUUUAGGCGCCGGUGGGAUUUGUCUGGUUUAGAAUAUUACUUGAAUGUCGUCGUCGGCGAUGUGCCAGCCUUAUUUGAGAAAAUUAUCCCGGGAAUGGCUGAUUUAGCGCUGCGGCUGCCACAGCUGUUCCCAGAACCCAUUCCGUUUCUGAGAAAAGGAUCUAAUAGUGCCAUUACGCUGAGUCAAAUGCAGAUCGUGUGCCUUCUCGCAAAUGCGUUCUUUUGUACAUUUCCUCGACGAAAUGAUACCAGGCGAGGCGCAGAGCAUGCUACCUUCCCAUCGAUCAAUUUCAAUUCUUUAUUUACCGGAUCGAAGAGAAAGGGGCUGGAUAUGAACCGGGUGGGGAAAUUACAUGGGUUGUUUAAUUAUUUUAGGCGAGUUCUCAGUCAGAAUCCAACAGGGUCUGUCACAUUCCAUCGGCGAGUGCUAUCACCGUCGGAGAUCCCGGACUGGAGUACAAUGACUGAACCUCUGGGUCCAAUGGAGGUACGAUCUCAAGGAACCAUCGAGGAUGAUGGGGAGGGAAUGCUACAAGUCGAUUUUGCCAACAAGUUUAUUGGAGGCGGAGUAUUGGGCUACGGCUGUGUCCAAGAAGAAAUACGGUUUAUUAUCAACCCUGAACUUCUCGUGUCUCGCCUAUUCACCGAGGAAAUGCUCCCGCAUGAAGCGGUCCUCAUGAUUGGUGCCGAGAGAUUUUCAAAUUAUACUGGAUAUGGUGAUACAUUUGAAUGGGCAGGGAAUUACGUGGACAAAACCGAACGAGAUGGUCUUGGACGGCGCAAGACCGAAAUUGUUGCCAUUGAUGCCAUGUACUUUCCUCCAGGACGAGCUGAGAACCAGUACCGUGCUGAAAUGAUUUUGAGGGAGGUAAAUAAAGCUUUCGUGGGUUUUGGACAUUCGGAAACGAGUUGUUUGGAGGGAGCCGGGGUCGCUACGGGCAAUUGGGGAUGCGGAGCAUUCAACGGCGAUCCCGAACUCAAAUCCCUCGUGCAAUUGAUAGCGGCGUCAGUCGCCAAGCGGCCAAUAUUAUACUUUACAUUCGGCGACGAAGAUCUUGCGAGAAGGUUGAGAGAUGUAUAUGAGUUAAUGACGGGGCGGGGAGUGUCUGUUGGGCAGCUGUUCCGGGCUUUGACGGAAUAUUGGGCAUGCAGGCGUCAGAUGGGGAUUUUUGAGUUUCUUAAAAGAAGGUUUUCUAGUGAUGCAACGACGUAAGGUAGUGAAUUUUCAGAUGUACGUAGAAUACUUUCAGUAGGAUUUGCUAGCUAGUAAAAACAGGGGCUUCUUGAAGCUAGGAGGUGGUAGGCGAC